Messenger RNA from Solanum stenotomum, 752 nucleotides. RefSeq names its product protein PEROXIN-4. NCBI's taxonomy places the organism in Eukaryota, Viridiplantae, Streptophyta, Magnoliopsida, Solanales, Solanaceae. The record is from RefSeq and is a predicted model, not a curated record. The transcript is spliced from 6 exons. Bases 180 to 653 code for a protein of 157 amino acids.
CCUCACGAGGCCUAUAUUUCCAUCCAAAACUUAAAAGACUGCCGCGGUGAGUUUGAUACUCAUCGGAAUCCGUGCCCGACGAACAACUAUACUAAUUUCUCUUGAAGAUUUUCUGUAAUUUCUGCAAAAAAAGGUUCUUCUUAAGCUUUGAAGUGCUGAUUGUAGACGAAUCAAUAAGGAUGCAGGCUUCAAGGGCAAGGCUUUUCAAGGAGUACAAAGAAGUACAGAGAGAGAAAACAGCUGAUCCUGAUAUUCAAUUAGUUUGUGAUGAUUCUAAUAUCUUUAAAUGGACGGCUCUUGUUAAAGGGCCAUCUGAAACUCCUUAUGAUGGUGGAGUUUUCCAGCUUGCUUUCUCAGUUCCAGAGCAGUAUCCAUUGCAACCUCCUCAAGUGCGGUUCCUGACCAAAAUAUUUCACCCAAACGUUCAUUUUAAGACCGGAGAGAUUUGCCUUGAUAUUUUGAAGAAUGCAUGGAGCCCAGCAUGGACACUCCAGUCUGUUUGUCGAGCUAUAAUUGCUUUGAUGGCUCAUCCUGAAGCUGAUAGCCCGCUAAACUGUGACUCAGGCAAUCUUCUUCGAUCUGGUGAUAUCAGAGGAUACCAGUCAAUGGCAAGGAUGUACACUAGGCUUGCAGCAAUGCCCAAGAAGGGCUAAAAACAAUGAGCUACAACCAUGUUCACACAACUUGUAGUAAUGGCAUUAACACAAUUUCAAUUCUUAAACAUCUGCUUGGUGUUCUGUAGCAGCUUUACA